GUCCAUUUUUACCUCUCUCUUUCACUACUUUGUACUGUAAAUAGUUGAGCUCUUCAAACUCGCGCCAUUUUGGUUUGUGGCAUCAGUUUUAAGCUUUGGAUCUUCAAAAUAACCUCUACAAAGACUCUUCUGAAUCGAAAUGGCAGGAGGUAAAGCUGGUAAAGAUGCCAAAGUAAAGGCGAAAGCAGUGUCAAGGUCAACAAGAGCAGGACUUCAGUUCCCUGUGGGUAGGAUCCAUCGUCACUUGAAGGAACGCUCCACCAGUCAUGGUAGAGUUGGUGCCACUGCAGCAGUGUACAGUGCAGCUAUCCUCGAAUAUCUCACUGCUGAGGUGCUAGAGUUGGCAGGUAACUGCUCAAAAGAUUUGAAAGUAAAGAGAAUUACUCCCCGACAUUUGCAACUGGCCAUUCGCGGUGACGAAGAAUUGGACUCUCUGAUCAAAGCCACCAUUGCUGGUGGAGGUGUUAUCCCGUACAUCCACAAGAGUCUUGUCGCCAAAAAGCAAACAAAGCAACAGUGAACUCCGACCACUUGACCACUGAACCUCUUAUAUGUGCAUGUACCUAGCUACACUCCUAGUAUUUUACACCCUUUGAUAGUACACGCUCGUCUCUUUGUACCAUUUUGAUGUUUGUAGCCUUGUAGCUAGUGGUUAUACCCCAGUACAUUACUUUCAAUUAAACAUGGCUAUUAUUGCAUAACACAUUUUUUGUAAAUUAUUAUGCUAAUUAUAAUUACGGCUUAUAAAUUGUACAUACCAGUAA
Halichondria panicea is the source of this 764-nucleotide messenger RNA. RefSeq names its product histone H2A.v. The transcript is spliced from 5 exons. Gene Ontology annotation, biological process: heterochromatin formation. The record is from RefSeq and is a predicted model, not a curated record. The coding region runs from base 140 to 520 and encodes 126 amino acids. Lineage: Eukaryota; Metazoa; Porifera; Demospongiae; Suberitida; Halichondriidae. Gene Ontology annotation, molecular function: structural constituent of chromatin; protein heterodimerization activity; DNA binding. Gene Ontology annotation, cellular component: nucleosome; chromatin.